AUGCUAAAGAAAGUAAAUCAUUUCUUCUCAGUGAAUUAUAUUCGACUUCUUAUUUUUUCGAAUUCUGUCGUCUUUGUGCUUUUUGCAAAGCGAAUAGCAGCUUCAACAAAUACAACUCCCGUUUCGAUCCACAUCUCCCCGGAUACCUAUCCUACGGCCCGACGAGACGACACCACUUUUGAUGACUUCCACGGCACAAAGGUUUCUGAUCCGUACCGUUGGCUGGAAGAUCCAGACUUACCGGAGACAAGAAGAUUUGUGGAUGAGCUAAAUGGAAUUUCCGAACCAUUCUUAGCUCAGGCGCAUAAUCGUGAGCAGAUAAAGACACGGCUAACCAAACUUGUGAACUAUGAGCGGUAUAGCCCUCCAUCAAAGCAUGGAAGUUUUUACUACUACAGCCACAAUACCGGUUUGCAAAAUCAAGACGUUAUCUACCGACAGAAAUCAACCAAAGAUGAAGGCGAGGUCUUCUUGGAUCCAAAUGAAAUAUCUGUGGAUGGCACUGUAUCAAUGGGACCAACAAAAUGGACCAUAGAUGGGUCAAUACUCGCCUACGGCUUGAGCGAAAACGGCAGCGAUUGGGUUACCGUAAAGUUUCGCGGUGCUGACAAGAAAGAUUUGGAAGAAAUCAUCGAUGGAGUAAGACAUUCACAACUAGCGUGGUUAAAAGACAAUAGUGGUAUUUUUUACAGCCGAUAUCCCUUCCACAAGACCAACACGAAAGGUUCAUCAACAGAGAAGAAUGAAUUCCACUCUCUCUAUUUUCAUCGUAUGGGAACCGAUUAUAGAAAGGAUGUGCAUGUUUACGACAGAAAAGAUCACCCCGAUGAUUUCAUCUUUGCAAAGACGUCGGAGGAUGGAAAAUAUCUAAUUAUCUCCGCUUCUCAUGGAGGCCUUUACAACGCACUAUAUUAUUACGACUUAUCAACUUUCAAAGUGAACAAGGGGAACGUUGGAAAGAUCACUCCGAAACCUUUAUUCGACAAAAUGGAUGCUAAAUAUCUGUAUAUUGACCAUGAUGAGGACUCCAUGCUGAUAAUGACGAACCGAGAAGCACCUAAGUUUAAAUUGAUCCGUAUCUCCCUCAAAAAUGGAUCUGUGUGGGACGUCGUUCCGGAACAUAAACAUCAUAGAAUGGAAUCUGCUUUCGCAGCUGCGAAUAAUUAUCUGUUUUUGACAUACAUAGAGGACGUCAAGCAUACUUUACAUAUUCAUGAUCUUGCGACUGGUCUCCGAUUACACACUUUGCCAUUGGAAACUGGGUCAGUAUCCAGAAUCGUUGCCAAAAAAUCGCGCAGCGAAGUGUUUUUCGAAUUCAACUCCUUCACUAUUCCUGGAAUCAUUUAUAAAAUCAACUUCGAACUAAUGGACAAGAAAAAUGUUCCGUUACUGGAGGAAUUACGAUGCAUUCACGUAGAAGGUAUAAAUGGAGAGGAAUUUGCUGUGCAGCAGGUGUUUUAUGAAAGCAAAGACAAUACCAAGAUUCCGAUGUAUAUCAUUUCAAUGAAGAAAAUAUCACGGAACAGUGAAAACCCCACUUUGUUGAUAGGUUAUGGAGGUUUCGGCAUUCCCUUAAUGCCGCGAUUCUCAUCUUCUUACAUCCUGUUUUUGAAAUAUUUCAAGGGCAUCAUAGCAGUAGCGAACAUCCGAGGUGGAGGAGAGUAUGGUGAAACCUGGCAUGAAAGCGGGAUGAGAGAGCAUAAACAAAAUGUUUUCGAUGAUUUCAUUGCUGCUGCUGAAUAUCUUAUCAACAAUAACUACACAAGCAGUAAAAGAUUAGCCAUUUACGGUGGCUCUAACGGAGGUCUCCUCGUAGCUGCGUGUUCACAGCAGCGUCCUGACCUUUACGGAGCUGUGAUAGGUGGUGUAAGCGUUCUCGACAUGCUGCGAUUCCACAAAUUUACAAAUGGAGCUGCAUGGAUACCCGAAUAUGGUAACCCAGAUGUCAAGAGUGAUUUUGAGUUUAUAUACAAGUAUUCACCUCUUCACAACAUUCGAUUCCCCGUUGAUGGACAAUGGCCGUCUACUCUGAUGUUGACAGCGGACCACGAUGAUCGCGUGGUUCCAAGUCAUACUCUGAAGUACGCCGCAACCUUGUAUGAAUUGGUCAAAAAGCAUCCUAACCAAACCAACCCUCUUUUAUUCCGAAUUGAACGCAAAGCUGGUCACGGUCAAGGAAAACCCUUAUCUAAAAGGAUCAACGACGAAAUUGACAAGUACAGCUUCCUACAAAUGAGAGUGAAUCAAUCCUUCUCAAUGACUUAUGCUGGACUUCUGACUAUGUCGAGAUUUUUCGUACUGAUACUCCUUGGGAAGCUACUAGCUGCCUCAAGAAAUGCAACAACACCUGAUUCGAUCCAGAUCUCUCCGAACACAUAUCCUGCUGCUCGACGCAACAACAACAUCUUUGAUGACUUCUUUGGCACAAAGGUUGCUGAUCCAUACCGUUGGCUAGAAGAUCCAUACUCACCAGAAACACAUAGAUUUGUAGACGAGCUGAAUGCGAUUUCGAAACCAUUCAUAGCUCAAGCGCCUAGUCGUGAGCAGAUAAUGAAAAGGCUCACCAAACUUAUGGAUCAUGAGCGAUACGGCCUUCCAUCAAAGCAUGGAAACUUUUACUACUACGACUACAAUACUGGCUUGCAAAAUCAAGACGUCAUCCAUCGACAGAUAUCAACCAAAGAUAAAGGGGAAGUAUUCCUGGAUCCAAACGAAAUAUCUGCGGAUGGCACUGUAUCCCUGGGGCAAACAGAAUGGACCAUAGAUGGGUCACUUCUCGCCUACGAAUUGAGUGAAAACGGCAGCGAUUGGGUUACCGUAAAAUUUCGCGGUGCUGACAAGAACGAUCUGGACGACGUCAUCCAUGGAGUGAGACACUCAAAACUGGCGUGGUUAAAAGACAAUAGUGGUAUUUUCUAUAGCCGAUUUCCCUUCCACAAGGCUGACACGAGAGGUACAUCAGUAGAGAAGCAUGAAUUCCAUUCACUCUUUUUCCAUCGUAUGGGAACCGAUUAUAGAAAGGAUGUGCUUGUUUACGACAGAAAAGAUCACCCCGAUGAUUCUAUUCAAGCAGAGGUUACGGAGGAUGGGAAAUUUCUGAUCAUAUACAUUUCACGAGGAUUUAGUAACGCUAUAUAUUAUUACGACUUAUCAAAUUUUAAAGAAAACAAAGGAUACACUGAAAAAAUCGAUCCAAAACCUUUACUCGACAAAAUGGAUGCUCUUUAUCAAUAUGUUGACCAUGAUAAGGAGUCGAUGCUGAUAUUGACAAACCGGGAAGCACCCAACUAUAAAUUGAUCCGUGUCUCCCUCAAGAAUGGAUCUACGUGGGAUGUCGUUCCGGAACAUAAACAACAUAGAAUGGAAUCAGCUUUUGCAGCGGCAAAUAAUCGUCUGAUUCUCACAUACAUAGAGGAUGUCAAGAAUACUCUUUAUAUUCAUGAUCUUGCAACUGGUCUCCGACUACACGGUCUGCCAUUGGAACCUGGGUUAGUAUACGACAUCGUUGCUAAGAAAUCACGCACAGAAGUGUUUUUCGAAUUUACGUCCUUCAUUAUUCCUGGGAUCAUUUAUAAAAUCAACUUUGAACUAAUGGGCAAGAAAAAUGUUCCGUUACUGGAGGAAUUACGACGCACUCGCGUGGAAGGUAUAAGUGGAGAGGAAUUUGCUGUGCAGCAGGUGUUUUAUGAAAGCAAAGACAAUACCAAGAUUCCGAUGUAUAUCAUUUCAAUGAAGAAAAUAUCACGGAACGGUGAAAACCCCACUUUGUUGAUAGGUUAUGGAGGUUUCGGCAUUCCCUUGAUGCCGGAUUUUUCUUCUUCAAACAUUUUGUUUCUGAAAUAUUUCAAGGGCAUCAUAGCAGUAGCGAACAUCCGAGGUGGAGGAGAGUAUGGUGAAAUCUGGCAUAAAAAUGGGAUGAGAGAGCAUAAACAAAAUGUUUUCGAUGAUUUCAUUGCUGCUGCUGAGUAUCUUAUCAACAACAACUAUACAAGCAAUAAAAGAUUAGCCAUUCAAGGUGGUUCUAACGGAGGCCUCCUCGUGGCUGCGUGUGCGCAGCAGCGUCCUGAUCUUUACGGAGCUGUGAUAGGGGAAGUGGGCCUUCUCGAUAUGUUGCGCUUUCACAAAUUCACAAGAGGAGCCGACUGGAUAUACGAAUACGGUAACCCAGAUGUCAAGAAUGAUUUUGAGUUUAUAUACAAGUAUUCACCUCUUCACAACAUUCGAUUCCCCGUUGAUGGACAAUGGCCGUCUACUCUGAUGUUGACAGCGGACCACGAUGAUCGCGUGGUUCCAAGCCAUACUCUGAAGUACGCCGCAACCUUGUAUGAAUUGGCCAAAAAGCAUCCUAACCAAACAAACCCUCUUUUAUUCUGUAUUGAACACAAAGCUGGUCACGGUCAAGGCAAGCCCUUAUCUAAGCAGAUUGACGGAGAAGUUGACAAAUUCAGCUUCCUACAAAGGGUAGCUAUUGCUGCACACGAGAUCGGUCAUGCGCUUGGCUUAUGGCAUACACAGUCAAGACAUGAUCGCGACAAAUUCAUCACCUUCAACGCGCACAAUGUUAAGCGUUCCUGGCUGGAUCAAUUUGUAAAAGAAAGCACAGAGACUAAUAAAAACUAUGGAAUCACCUAUGACUACGGAAGUAUAAUGCACUAUGGAACCACUAGUGCAUCAGCAAAUGGAGACCCUACAAUGGUCCCAAAUGAUCCAAAAUAUGCGGAAACACUCGGCUCACCGUUCAUUUCUUUCUACGAGCUGCUUAUGUUGAACACACACUACGACUGCUUAGGCAUGAUUAUAAGCAUCACCCCACGAAUCUGA
Molecule: messenger RNA, 4821 nt
Organism: Necator americanus (New World hookworm)
Lineage: Eukaryota; Metazoa; Nematoda; Chromadorea; Rhabditida; Ancylostomatidae
Exons: 41
Coding region: 1-4821 (1606 amino acids)
Biological process (GO): molting cycle, collagen and cuticulin-based cuticle; proteolysis
Cellular component (GO): cytosol
Molecular function (GO): serine-type endopeptidase activity; metalloendopeptidase activity; zinc ion binding
Source: RefSeq, a predicted model, not a curated record